Molecule: messenger RNA, 2327 nt
Organism: Oldenlandia corymbosa var. corymbosa
Lineage: Eukaryota; Viridiplantae; Streptophyta; Magnoliopsida; Gentianales; Rubiaceae
Source: the annotation of a GenBank genome assembly
UGAAAAAUGCAAUUUUCAUUUCCACCUUCAAUAUGAGGAAGCCGAAAAAGGAAAGACACAAGAAAAUGUAAAAAAAAAAAAUGGAAUUUUUAAUUAGAGGGGGUAGGUGUGAGAUUGACCCAAACCAUUCGACCCAAAAUCCACCUAAUAUAAAUACCCUGACCCUCCCCAUUUGAUAUCUCAGCUUGGACGUUCCUUUCUUUUUUUUUAAGAAGAAAAGAAGAACUUACAAGCUUUUUCUGUACACCAGAUAGGACUUGACUUACAUAAUCUACCAUUCAAUUCCAACUACCACUUUUUUUUUUUUUUUUCUGUUCAAAUCGGAAUCCCCCAAUUUCCAGGCUGCAAUUUUUGAACGGCCCAAUUGAACAAAAUAUAGAGCUAUGCAAUCCAUUCAUUCUACUUCUUCGUCGGGAUUAAUGAAUUCCGGUGCUCUCAAAUCCAUUAUUCCCGGAACUUCUCCAACUACUACGACUCAGCCGCCGCUAAGUCUGACUUUCAACCACCGGGUCAGCUCCAACCCGGCUCGACUGGUUGUUCGGAGUGUCUACCAAUUCGACUCCGCGUCGGCCAGCACCAAAGUCAACAAUGUCAAUGGUGCUAACGGCUCACCGGCGGCGGCUGUGACGGCUCCGGCCAGUUUCAACAUCGGGGGAGUUGUUGGUGGAGGGAGCCGGGCGGAUUGGCAGAGUGCAUGUGCCAUUUUAGCUAGCAAGGUGGUUUCUCAGCAGCAGGACACGGAGAAGAGUGGCGGCGCCGGCGGGCAAAUCACCGCCGUGAAUGGCCAUAAGGCGGCGUCUGCGUCUCUGGAUCUCGUCCCGAUUGAUUCUCUUCCCAAGGCGCUGACGAUUGCGGAUCUCUCGCCUGCUCCGAUGCACGGUUCGAAGCUCCGGGUAGCUUACCAGGGAGUUCCGGGCGCUUUCAGUGAAGCCGCCGCCGGAAAAGCUUACCCGAAAUGCGAAGCCAUUCCCUGUGACCAAUUCGAAGUUGCAUUCCAAGCCGUGGAGCUCUGGAUUGCUGACAGAGCCGUCCUUCCCGUUGAGAAUUCCCUCGGCGGCUCAAUUCACCGGAAUUAUGACCUCCUCCUCCGCCACCGCCUCCACAUCGUCGGCGAAGUCCAACUCCCAGUUCACCAUUGCUUAUUAGCCCUUCCCGGAGUCAGAAAAGAGUACCUCAGCCGGGUCAUCAGCCACCCUCAAGCCCUGGCCCAGUGCGAGCACACGCUCACCAAAAUGGGACUCAACGUCGCCAGGGAAGCCGUCGACGACACGGCCGGCGCCGCCGAGUUCGUGGCGGCGAACAACCUCCGCGACACGGCGGCGAUUGCGUCUUCACGCGCCGCCGAGCUGUACGGCUUGCAGAUCCUGGCGGACGGGAUCCAGGACGACUCGAGCAACGUGACCCGGUUUGUGAUGCUGGCGAGGGAGCCCAUCAUCCCCCGGACCGACCGGCCGUUCAAGACCAGCAUCGUGUUCGCCCACGACAAGGGCACCAGCGUGCUGUUCAAGGUGCUGUCGGCGUUCGCGUUCCGGAACAUCAGCCUCACCAAGAUCGAGUCACGGCCGCACCGGAACCGGCCGAUCCGGCUGGUCGACGACGCCAACGUCGGCACGGCGAAGCACUUCGAGUAUAUGUUUUAUGUGGAUUUCGAGGCGUCGAUGGCGGAGGUCCGGGCACAGAACGCCUUGGCCGAGGUUCAGGAAUUCACGUCUUUCUUGAGGGUUUUGGGAAGUUAUCCGAUGGAUAUGACGCCGUGGAGUCCUUCCCCGGGAGAAUAAUAGUUUUCCUUUCCACCAUUGUUUUUUCUCUUCUUCUUCCUGUAAAUUCCAUCACCAUCCCAAAUUCCCAAUUUGGAAAACCAAAAAAAAAAAAAAAGAAUUACAAUGUUAUUUACUUUUUUUUUAUUUUUCAAAAAAAAAAAAAAAGGAGACUGGAAGAAAUUACAGUGAGAGAGAGAGAGAGAGUUUUCUGGAUUGAGAAUUUGGAAUUAUAGUGAAUUCUCUGUCCAAUAAAUGUUUUUUGGUUUUUAAUGAAUUACUAUUUUUUUGUUGUAUUAUUAUUGUUUGUCAAAAUUGUGGGUAAAUAUAUGAUGGAAAAUGUAGGUGGGUCUAUUGUGGGAGGAUACUGGAACUAUUUCAGACAUUUUUAUGUCAGCCAAUGUUUUCAGUCAUACUGGAAGGACAAUGAUUGAACCAAAAUUCAUAUACACUACUGCUUUUACUUUUUUAUUACACUUUUCUUUCAGUAUUACUCCCUCCGUCCCAUAAUUAUUGUACACUUUGUCCAAAAAAUUUUGUUUCAAUAUUAUUGUCCAAUUUGACUUUUUA